Messenger RNA from Helianthus annuus (common sunflower), 508 nucleotides. RefSeq lists its product as uncharacterized. Bases 103 to 501 code for a protein of 132 amino acids. Lineage: Eukaryota; Viridiplantae; Streptophyta; Magnoliopsida; Asterales; Asteraceae. The record is from RefSeq and is a predicted model, not a curated record. The transcript is spliced from 2 exons.
UAUUACGUAAUAUGUUUCAACCUUAAAAAAAGUUCAAUACAAGUGUUGGACAAUAUCAAGGGAGGAAAUUAUGAUAGUAGAUCGUAUGGCGGCGAACCACGAAUGCUUACAACUGCUUUAUGUCAAUAUUUGAGAGAAACUAAACACCCAGCUGCAGAAGACAUAUUGAGCUGUGAACCAAAUAGAUUGGAACUUAAAUGGAGAACAAGAAAUAAUUCGAAUGAUUGUGGUAUCUUCGCGAUGAGACACAUGGAAUAUUUCAAGGGAGAAACAACGAAAAAUUGGAACUGUGGGUUGCGAAAAGAAUCACCAGAUCAAGUAUACGAUUUAAAUGAUCUACGGUUAAAAUAUUUAGCCAAAAUCCUACUGUCAGACCUUAACACGAACAAAGAAUUUGUGUUGGAUGAAGUCCGUCAAUUUAAAGCGUUGGAUCUAGCUUCGAGAAAAGAACACAUGAAAGAUGCAUAUAAAAGGAUAAACAGGAGGGUGACCGAAUUCUAAUUAUUUA